UUUUCAAAGCAAUUUCACCUCACUAAGACAAUAAUUUUCUAACCAUUCACAUUCAGUUAAAUUACAUGUUACAAGUGAAUCAAGCCUAUAUAACCUGCUCCUCCUCUCCUUAUUUUCAAGCUUUGUUGCUUGCCAAAAUUGGCGAAAAUGAGGAAAAUAUCAGAAUACAGUUUUUCGUGAAUGGCUUUAACUGGACUUUUUUCUUUACUUUUCAUUUGAAAAUUUUAAUUUGGAUUUUUGCUUCUUGGUUUUGCUUGACCCAAUGGACCUGACAAUCUAGCAGAUUUGGUUUUUUUUCCAGAAUGGAAUGCUGGAACCAUGGUUUGGAAGUAAAGGUCUUGGUGAUGCUGACCAAGUCCUAGCAUAUUUUGCUGUCUCCAAGCUUGGAGAACCUCCUGUUGAUGGAAAGACUGAUACCAAUCCUGAAGGACUGACUGCAUCAUAUGGGAAGUGGGCAUCGACGGUAGCUGAUAGAUUACAUGCUGGAGGCCUCACUUGCAAGGUUCUCAACAAGGAAAAUUUUCAGAAGCAGAUGUUAGAGAAGUUGAUCUGGAUUUCAGCAUUCAUGCUUGUUGGAGCUCGUCAUCCAGGAACAACUGUAGGUGGUGUAGAGAAAGAAUACCGCUCUGAGGUGUCUAGUCUCAUUGCAGAGCUUGCCUCUGCAGCAGCUGCAGAGAAGGGGUUGGUAUUUGAAGAAGCCAUGGAGCACAGAUUAUGUGCAUACUCACGCACGGUUGCACACUUUCCUACCGCAGUUAAAGAGUUUAAAUGGAGAAACGGUUGGUUUUAUUCUCUAUCUGAAAAGGCAAUUGCCGAAGGAAAGCCUGAUCCCUGUCCGCUACAUACGACAUGGCUCAAAGAUUUGAAAGUUGUCUAGGAAAGCUUGCUUCUCUUCCAUAGCCAAGGUUCUAAAAAACGCUAGGUGCUAGCCGGGCGGUGGGCUAGCGCCUAGCGCCUAGGCGGCUAGGCGGCCUAGGCGGAUUUAGGUAAAUUUUUUGUAUAUCCUGUGAAUAAGUGCAUAUUGACACUUACAAAACAUGUAGAAAAUGUACAAAAGAAAUAUUUCUUUCAACAAAUGAAGUAAUAAUCAUAUGGUAUACUUGAGAACAAGGCAGUGCUUGCAACCACUGAAAUGAAAUGUGA
Molecule: messenger RNA, 1143 nt
Organism: Malus domestica (apple)
Lineage: Eukaryota; Viridiplantae; Streptophyta; Magnoliopsida; Rosales; Rosaceae
Source: RefSeq, a predicted model, not a curated record